GUUGUUGUUUUUGUCGUAGUAGAGAAUCUAGUUUUCUUUCUUAAUAUAAUUUCGUUUUAUAAUAUCGAAAAAAUACUACAAUUACAAACAAGCGUCGUCUACUAGUAAAGGACGCGUGCAUAUAAUUAGACAGAAGCAUUACAAUACAAUAUAUAAGACCAAGCGAAUUGCUUAGCAAAGCAGUCUGUUUGCAAAAUGGAUGACUCACGCGAAGAAAGCCAAUUUAUUGUCGAUGAUGUUAGCAAGACCAUUAAGGAGGCCAUCGAGACAACUAUAGGCGGAAACGCCUACCAACACGACAAAGUGAACAACUGGACCGGCCAGGUGGUCGAAAAUUGUUUGACUGUGCUAACCAAGGAGCAGAAACCCUACAAAUAUAUUGUGACGGCCAUGAUAAUGCAAAAGAAUGGCGCCGGAUUACAUACGGCCAGCUCCUGCUAUUGGAAUAACGAUACAGACGGCAGCUGCACGGUGCGCUGGGAAAACAAAACCAUGUAUUGCAUUGUCUCAGUCUUUGGACUGGCUGUUUAAAAAGGAUAUUGAUGCGUCGAUGAAAUGAAGUUGAGGAGAAUGCAGUAUGAGGAUAGUGAACCAAUAGAGGAACUCUACGAUAUUUACUAAUAAGGGGGAGGGAUUAACAAGAUUGCUGCCGUACAUAGAGACACAAACAUACAUGGAGACAUACACCCACGCCCUACAAAAGCCCACAUCGAAUUCCUUGGUAAAACUAAACUGUUUGUUCACCAGGAGUCAAUCGUUUUAUUUCCAGUUGCGUUCUAAAAGUGUAUGGUGAUGUACGUGCUUAAAAAAAUAUGUUACCGGUUUAUUUUUUCGAUUCUUUAACGUAAAUAAAAAUUAUUGUAAACAUAAAAUGCCCUUGACAGUGGGCGUAGCCAAGAUUUUAUCAAGGGGGGUGGCAUGGGCAUGAAUAAAUUUAAGAGUGAAAAGUAGAAAUUCCGCUAUAUCAAACACAAAUUAAAUGUUAUUUAGCACACACACUAAUCUUGAUAGCCUUUCAAAAUAGUCACGAAAACUAUGUACUUUAUUUCAUUUCCUUUUUAAAAUUGACUAAAUGUAGAAUAAAGAUGAAUUAAAUAUUAAUUUCCAAUAUUUGGAGUAUUUGAAAA
Molecule: messenger RNA, 1127 nt
Organism: Drosophila willistoni
Lineage: Eukaryota; Metazoa; Arthropoda; Insecta; Diptera; Drosophilidae
Gene: Dlc90F
Product: dynein light chain Tctex-type
Exons: 1
Coding region: 196-531 (111 amino acids)
Biological process (GO): microtubule-based movement
Cellular component (GO): cytoplasmic dynein complex; cytoplasm
Molecular function (GO): dynein intermediate chain binding
Source: RefSeq, a predicted model, not a curated record